Didymodactylos carnosus is the source of this 1083-nucleotide messenger RNA. Lineage: Eukaryota; Metazoa; Rotifera; Eurotatoria; Philodinida; Philodinidae. The record is from the annotation of a GenBank genome assembly.
AUGUCGUCUUGUACAACAUUUGAAAAUAUUCCGUGUGAAAUCUUAUUAGACAUAUUUGAACAUUUGGAUAUUUACGAUAUUUAUCAAUCAUUUUCAAAUCUUAACACAUUUUUAAAUUGUGUUAUCAACAAUCAUCAUCUUUCGGUCCACUCAAAUGUAACGUUACUGACAAACUUUCAAUUUAACCAUUAUUAUCACUUUGUAUUUCCACAAAUUGCUCAUCGAUUAAAAAAACUAAAAUUAUCAUUCCAUAUCGACAAUGAUUUGGUGAUAAAAUUAUUCGAUUUCAAUCAGUUUAUUUCAGGUAUUGAAACAUUGACAUUAUUAGAUAUUAAUUCUACUCAUUUCGAAUAUUUAUCGACUUUAACGUUUCCUAAUUUAAAAUAUUUGUGUAUAAAUACAUGUAAUGUAAAAGAAACGAUAUCGGUUGACGUCUAUGAACGACUGUUAACAAAUCCAUUGUUAAAAUCAUGCAAAUUAGAACUAAAUUGUUCUAUUAUAAUUAAAGAAGACAUUAUUUUAGCUGAUGGACUGGAACAUUUGACAUUGAAUUGGUGUAGUAUAUACAGUUUAUUUUUAUUAUUAAAACAACAACCAAAACUGAAUAGUUUACAUGUAACAUUGAUUGAUCAUCCACUUUCUGAAAGACCAUGGUUUGUUCAACUUCCCAUUAAUCUGUACUUGACUAAUUUACAUUUGAAUAUAUCUGAAUUAAUUACCAUCAAUAAAAUAAGUUCAUUAUUGGAUUCAUUGCCUAAAUUAAGAUCAUUGAUAAUCAUAGGUAUCGUUGGUUAUCCAAUGUAUUUCAGUAAUGAAUAUUGGGAAAAAUAUAUUUCUACAUUAGAUCAAUUUACAUUAAUUUUACGUUUUGAUACUCUAUCAUUAGUUAAUAUGAAUAUUAUUCAGUCUCAAUUUCUAAAUCAUAUUUGGACUAAAAAGCCAAAUUUUCAUGUUCAACAUCAAUAUUGUUGUCCGUUUAAAAUACUUAUCGUCAUGUUUAAUAAAACAACAUCUCCCAAUAUACCUAACUUUGAAACUAUAUUUGAUCAGAUUACGGAAAACAGUUUGCAUUUUACGUUGUGA